Zingiber officinale is the source of this 1378-nucleotide messenger RNA. RefSeq names its product protein P21-like. The record is from RefSeq and is a predicted model, not a curated record. The transcript has a single exon. Gene Ontology annotation, biological process: defense response. Lineage: Eukaryota; Viridiplantae; Streptophyta; Magnoliopsida; Zingiberales; Zingiberaceae. Bases 9 to 698 code for a protein of 229 amino acids. Gene Ontology annotation, cellular component: extracellular region.
CUUGAACCAUGGCUACAUCAACCAACGCUGCGCUCUGUUUCUUCCUCUUCCUCCUCCCUCUCUCGAUUAACGCCGCCACUUUCCAGAUCGUCAACAGAUGCUCCUUCACCGUCUGGGCCGCAUGGGCCACCACCGGCCCCCGCGCAGGGGGCGGUAACCGGCUCAACUCCGGCCAGUCCUGGACCAUCAACAUCAACGCCGGCGCCACCGGCGGCCGCAUCUGGGCCCGCACCGGGUGUUCCUUCGACGGCAAUGGCCGAGGUAGCUGCCAGACAGGAGACUGCGGCGGGGUGCUGCAGUGCCAGGGCUACGGCCGGCCGCCCAACACCCUCGCCGAGUUCGCCCUCAACCAGUUCAACAACCUCGACUUCUUCGACAUCUCCAACGUGGACGGGUACAACGUGGGGUUAGACUUCAGCCCCACCAGCGGCGGGUGCCGCGGGAUCCGGUGCGCCGCCAACAUCGUGGGGGAGUGCCCGGCGCAGCUGAGGGCGCCGGGGGGCUGCAACAACCCCUGCACCGUGUUCGGGACGCAGCAGUACUGCUGCAACAAUGGGCCGUGCGAUCCCACGGAUUUUUCAAGGUUCUUCAAGACGCGGUGCCCGGACGCGUACAGCUACCCGCAGGACGAUCGAACCAGCACCGUCGUCUUCACCUGCCCCGGCGGCACCAACUACAGAGUCACCUUCUGCCCUUGAUCGACUUGAAGCAGGAGAUCGUAUAUAAUUAAGUAUAAGACAAUAAGAUUUUCAAGGAUCUAUUUGACACGUUUCUAUAGUCAAUAGUGCAGGGAGAAUAAAACAGUCUGCUAGAUUCACGCCUGUUACUCAUUAAUAAAUAAUUAUUAGAUUGUCAUAGAUAUGACAACUCAAGGCUAUAUUUAGUGUGUUUUUGCCCUUUGUUUACUACUGUGCAUUUAUUAUAUAUAUAGUGUGAUUCCUUACCUCGGGAUCAAAUUGGUUAUUGGGCAGUCAAAAUUGUGAUAAGCGUACCCGAAGCUAUUUCUGGAAUAGGAUCGCCUUUGGUAGAGUUAUUACGUGGAAGUGGUAGUGUGGGCCAAUCUACUUUAACUCGUUUUUAUAGUUUACACACUUUUGUAUUGCCUCUUCUUACUGCCGUAUUUAUGUUAAUGCAUUUUCCAAUGAUACGUAAGCAAGGAAUUUCUAGUCCUUUAUAGAAUCAUAGAUAUUUGUAAUUGAUCAUAUCUUACUGGCGAGGAACGAUAGACAAUAAUAUUUCAUCAUUGCUAGAAAUAUGGAUUAUUGAAAAAGUAAGACAUGUUAUUUGGAUAUUUUUCUUCAACUUAAAAAUAUUGUAUUCCUUAUUUGAUAUAAAUAGUUGAAGUAGAUUUUCCGAGUAUAGGGUGGAUUAUGGGAGU